Staurois parvus is the source of this 426-nucleotide messenger RNA. Lineage: Eukaryota; Metazoa; Chordata; Amphibia; Anura; Ranidae. The record is from the annotation of a GenBank genome assembly.
GGCUCGACAGCGAGCACCGCGUCAUCUGGCAAGGCAGUGGGCUCCGAGUCAACAGGCACGACAGUGGGCACCAGGUCAUCAGGUACCGGAUUGUCUGGCUCGACAGCGGGCAUCGGGUCACCAGGUAUGACAGCGGGCACUGGGUCACCAGGCAUCAGGUCAUUUGGCUUGCCAGCGGGCACCGCGUCAUCUGGCAAGGCAGUGGGCACCGGGUCACCAGGCAUUGGAUCGUCUGGCUCGACAGCGGGCAUCGGGUCACCAGGCAUCAGGUCAUUUGGCUCGCCAGCGGGCACCGCGUCAUCUGGCAAGGCAGUGGGCACCGAGUCACCAGGUACGACAGCGGGCUCUGAGUCAAUUGACACGACAGCGGGCACCGGAUCAGGUACCGGAUCAUCUGGAUCAACAGCGGGCAUCGAGUCAACUGGC